GGCGAAGGAAUCGGCGAAGCGAGAAAUUGAUCGUUGCAGGAGAAGGCAUGAAGAAGCUGCACGUUCUCUUUGUUUUGGUUUGCAAUGUUCGGCUUGUUCCUUCGGAAGAUUCAACAGGACAAGAUAUACAGACACACAUCGAACGUCUCCACGAGAAACUCCUGAAUGCAGAAGUGUACGACAAAACGCUGAGGCCCCUUCCUAUCUCGAACGACACUACAGCAACCUUGGUCGAGGCGUCUUUUCCUCACCGCCAUAUCGUCAGCGUCGAACUUGAUCAGGGAUGGCUGACUGUUGUUGGACCACUGAUUCUCAUGUGGACAGACGACGCCCUCUCUUGGAAUUCGAGCGAAUACGGCGGUCUGAAGACACUGGACCUUCCAGCGAGCGAAAUAUGGACUCCGGAUCUGUCAGUCUUGAAUGCCAAUCCCGAGGAUUUGCAGAUCGAGUACAAUGACGUAUAUCUGGAAAACACCGGGAUGGUAUUUCAGUCACCGUACACGCGCAUCAGGGUCCCGUGUCCCAUGGAUCUCACCGAUUUCCCAAAGGACGAGCACACGUGCAAGAUACGCUUCUCGUCUCUUGCCUACAGCAAUGACAUGCAGGAGUACGACACCGUGGCCGAUCUAGCGGAGAACGCCCUGACUGCUACUGAUCCUUGGCAGGACCACCAGUGGGAGGUGACGGUGCUCCCGAUGUGGGGAAGCGGAGAAUUGUUGAACAGGACGUACCUGGAACUGACGUUUCGCAUCCGGAGGCGUUCCUCGGAGUACCUCUUCAGCGUCACUCUGCCCUGGCUAUCGUCCGUGGUGCUUAUGUUGCUGGUCUUCUGGCUUCCCGCCAACUCUAGCCGUCGCCUGACUCUGUGCUGCAUCAACAUGCUGCUGCUUGCUCUCAUGCUGCGCAGGAUGGUCCCGCUUCUUGGUGACUCCUACAGACCACCGAAAAUUAUCUUCUUCCUGGAGGGCGCCAUGUUGCUGCAAGCCCUGGUGGUCGCCAUUGCCGUGGCGUUCCUCAACGUGACGUCGGCGCACGUGCUGUUUCCGGUGGCUGUUCCGGCUUCCGUUAUCCAUUUCCUGACCGGGUCGGCAGGCAUGGCGCUCUGCCUCCGCCACCACGACAUGACACGACACGGAGCGGCGCACACCGCUCCAGCUGUGGGAACGGACGAACUUUCUCUGCAGAAGCCGGUCACGAGACUGUCCGAGGAGCGGGCCAGGGAGUGGCUCCUGGUAGCCCACGCGCUCGAUCGACUAUUCGUAGCUGUCUUCCUCGUUGCUGCAGUUUGCGUGAUGCCGCUGUGACACCACUUGCAUAAAGACGAAUUGAGAUUAUCUGUAGACUCUGUCUAAGCUUCAACGGGAACCAACAGACAAUCAAGCUAACGAAAG
Rhipicephalus sanguineus (brown dog tick) is the source of this 1391-nucleotide messenger RNA. Its product is annotated as neuronal acetylcholine receptor subunit beta-4. The record is from RefSeq and is a predicted model, not a curated record. Bases 48 to 1304 code for a protein of 418 amino acids. The transcript is spliced from 9 exons. Gene Ontology annotation, cellular component: membrane; neuron projection; synapse. Gene Ontology annotation, biological process: chemical synaptic transmission; regulation of membrane potential; signal transduction. Gene Ontology annotation, molecular function: extracellular ligand-gated monoatomic ion channel activity; transmembrane signaling receptor activity; neurotransmitter receptor activity. Lineage: Eukaryota; Metazoa; Arthropoda; Arachnida; Ixodida; Ixodidae.